AUGGCGAAUCGAGUCGUUGAGGUAGGAGGUGCCGUCGGCCCUCGCGAUGUGGACGAGAAGGCCAAGCGUGAUGAGGCCCAGAGUAGCGACGUCGAGUUGCCGCUCGGUGCCCAAGUUGAAUCGGACCUCAACGCGACCGAGGAUGAUAUCCUAGAGGCCAGGGAGAUGGCCGAGAGGCUGACGCUCGGAGAGGUCCAGUCGAUGAUGAAGAAGGUUCUCGCCAUCCAUGAAAGCGACCCGAACUUUCCGUCGAGCAUGAUCGAGCGCAUCAAAGAAUUUCUCGGCGACGACGAAAUUAUCCAGAACCCCGAGAAGCAUGCUGUCUUGAUUGAGGAGAUGAAGCUCCAGGCCGCCCUGAUCACGAUUAAUAGCCCCUACGCCGAGGUGCGCGCCGUCGUCGACAACCAUGACGAUGUCACGAUACCUUGUGGCACCCUCCGUGCUUGGAUUAUCGGCCUGGGCUUCUCGGUACUGCUUGCCUUUAUCAACCAGCUCUUCAGCAUCCGCCAGCCCGCCAUCUCCGUCCAGGCCAACGUCGCCCAGCUGCUGGCCUUCCCCGUCGGCAAGGCCUUCGAGCGGCUGCUCCCGGACGCCGGCUUCACGCUCUGGGGCACGCGGCACAGCUUGAACCCGGGCCCGUUCUCGCGCAAGGAGCACAUGCUCAUCACCAUCAUGGCCAACGUCGCGUGGAACUAUCCGUACUCUAACAACAUCAUAUGGGUUCAGUAUCUGCCGGCUUACUUCAACCAAAGAUACGCAGGUCAGUUCUCCUACCAGAUCAUUAUCGGCCUCGCCACCAACUACAUCGGCUACGGCAUGGCCGGUAUAAUCCGUCGGUUCUUGGUCUACCCGUCUCAUUGCGUGUGGCCGGCGUCUCUCGUCACGAUCGCCCUGAACGCGGCGUUCCACAACGACAAGAACACCCCGGUCAAGGGCCCGUUCGGCAAGAUAUUCACCAUCUCGCGGAUCAAGUUCUUCGGCGUGACCUUCGCCGCCAUGUUCGUCUACUUCUGGUUCCCCAACUACAUCUUCACCGCCCUGAGCGCCUUCAGCUGGCUUACCUGGAUCGCACCCGACAACCUGAAUCUCACCGCCAUCACCGGCUUCAACAACGGCCUCGGCAUCAACCCGUGGCCUACGUGGGACUGGAACACUCUGCUCUUCGACAACACGGAUCCGCUCAUGAUCCCCUUCUUCUCCACCUUCAACAAGUUCAUCGGCAUGCUCAUCUCCGGCUUCGUCAUCGCCGCGUUCUGGUACACCAACACCUACAACACGGGCUACCUGCCGAUCAACUCGAACCGGGUCUUCGACAACACCGGCUCGCUCUACAACGUCUCCAACGCCGUCGACGACCGCAGCCUCUUCGACCCCACCAAGUACGAGGCCUACUCGGCCCCGUUCCUCUCCGCCGGCAAUCUGGUCGUGUACUUGAUGUUCUUCGGCAUCUACUCGGCCGUCGUCUCGUACGCGUACCUCUACCACCGGCACGAGAUCGCGAUGGGGUUCAAGAGCCUCAUCCGCAGCUUCCGCAGGGGAAGUGGCGGCGGCGGCGGCGGCGGCGGCGUCGACGGGUCCGGCGAGUACCAGGACGUCCAUAACCGGCUCAUGGCCAAGUACGCCGAGGUGCCCGAGUGGUGGUACACGAUCGUGCUCGCCAUCGCCAUCGCCCUCGGCUGCGUCGCCAUCGCCUGCUGGGACACGUACACGAGCCCGGGGGUCGUGUUCUACGGACUCGCCCUCUGCGCCCUCUUCGUCGUCCCCAUCGGCGUCGUCAAGGCCAUCACCGGCGUCGAGGUCACCCUCAACGUGCUCGCCGAGUUCAUCGGCGGCUCCUUCGUCGGCGGCAACGCGCUGGCGAUGAACUUCUUCAAGUCGUUCGGGUACGUGACGUGCAGCCACGCGCUGCUCUUCUCCAACGACCUCAAGCUCGCGCACUACGUCAAGAUCCCGCCGCGCCAGACCUUCGCCGCCCAGAUGGCCGGCACCUUCGUGUCCACCUUCGUCUCCGUCGGCGUCCUCAACUUCCAGAUGAACCAGAUCCCCGGCGUCUGCACCAUCAACGCCCCCAACCGCUUCACCUGCCCGGGCAUCAACACAUUCUUCACCGCCUCGGUACUCUGGGGCACCGUCGGCCCGGUCAAGGUGUUCGGGCGCGGGGGGAUGUACACGUGGCUGCUGGCCGGGUUCCCGAUCGGGUUCGUGACGCCGUUCGCGGUGCGGUGGGCGGCGCGGCGGUUUCCGAGGGCGGGGUGGCUGCGGCAGGCGCACGUGGUGGCGGUGUUCUACGGGGCGCUGUCGUGGGCGCCCUACAACCUGUCGUACCUGUGGCCGGCUGUGCCCAUCGCCUGGCUGUCGUGGGUCCGCCUGCGCCGCUCCCGCCUCGCCUUCUGGUCCAAGUACAACUUCGUCCUCUCCGCCUCCUUCAGCUCCGCCGUCGCCGUCGCCGCCAUCAUCAUCUUCUUCGCCCUCCAGUGGCCCGAGCUCCGCCUCCGCUGGUGGGGCAACGACGUCGUCAACCAGGGCUGCGAGGGCGACCCCUGCGUCCUCCGCCACCUCCCCGACGGCGAGUACUUCGGCCCCCGCAUCGGCGAGUUCCACUGAAGCCCUUUCCCCCCUUCCUCCGGUCGACGAGGCCGCGGGUCCCGCAUUUAGGUGUUGCGUGCGGGCUGAGGGAGCGAGCGGUAAAGCAUCGGUGCGAAUCUAGUGCCAGGAGAAAGGCUCGGCCUAUUAAACAUCUCAUAUGCCCGAGGUCACGGCCACGUCCGGACCUUGAAUGGGACGGUUUAUUGCUUCUUCGUGGCGUCUGCGUGGCAUCUCGAGGUGUGGUGGCACUCUUGCAAGCAGUAUGGGUUUAAAGAACCCUCUAAUGACUCACCGAUUCUCCCUAGGGAGGAGACGGAAGAUUGGU
Messenger RNA from Durotheca rogersii, 2911 nucleotides. Its product is annotated as OPT-domain-containing protein. The transcript is spliced from 5 exons. Gene Ontology annotation, molecular function: oligopeptide transmembrane transporter activity. Gene Ontology annotation, biological process: transmembrane transport. The record is from RefSeq and is a predicted model, not a curated record. The coding region runs from base 1 to 2604 and encodes 867 amino acids. NCBI's taxonomy places the organism in Eukaryota, Fungi, Ascomycota, Sordariomycetes, Xylariales, Xylariaceae.